Messenger RNA from Paraphaeosphaeria sporulosa, 1314 nucleotides. RefSeq names its product PLP-dependent transferase. The coding region runs from base 1 to 1314 and encodes 437 amino acids. The record is from RefSeq and is a predicted model, not a curated record. Gene Ontology annotation, biological process: biosynthetic process; amino acid metabolic process. Lineage: Eukaryota; Fungi; Ascomycota; Dothideomycetes; Pleosporales; Didymosphaeriaceae. The transcript has 5 exons. Gene Ontology annotation, molecular function: pyridoxal phosphate binding; transaminase activity.
AUGCGGUCCGAAUCCAGCCUCAGCAAGCGGGGCAGAGAUCUCACCUCCGACCGCCUCGGACCAAACGCUCGAGAGGCAACUGAGAAGAUUGGCCUCUACAACGGGCCAUGGGAUCCGGAGACGAACCCAGAUGGUUUGAUAAACUUGGGCACGGCGGAGAAUUCGCUUAUGCUGGAUGACGUUGCGAAGUUCGUUAAUGAGCAGAAUAUCAAUUUUGAAGGCGAGGCGUUCGACUACAGCGAAGCGUGGGGUUCACUACGUCUGAGAAAGGCUGUUUCUGGGUUCAUCAAUACUCAUUUUCAUCCUCACUCACCGACCACAGCCGCGAACCUGACGAUUUCGAAUGGAUGCUCCGCCCUGUUCAACGCUCUGGGGAACGUUCUGGCGGAUCCAGGCGACGGUAUUCUUCUCACUAGGCCGUGCUACAUCGCUUUCGGCUCAGGCUUUGGGCUGCUGGGCGGGAUGACGCCCGUCUUCAUAUCCUCCAACAAGAUCGACCAGUUCACGCCGGAUAUAUUGCCUCAGUACGAAGCAGCCCUCAAGUCCGCCGAAGAUCGCGGUAUCAAAGUCAAAGUCCUCGUUCUCUGCAACCCACAUAACCCGCUCGGCCGCUGUUACCCUCCCUCAACACUCACUGCCAUCUUAUCAUUCUGCAACAUGUACAAGAUCCACCUCGUUGCAGACGAAGUCUACGCCAUGUCUGUGUAUUCUGAGAGUGACGCACCCUUCACCUCUGUACUGAGCCUCGACUGGCAAAAGUACAUCGAUCCUACGUACUUCCACCAUGUCUAUGGCAUGAGCAAGGACUUUGCGUCUGGAGGGCUGCGGAUUGGAAGUCUGUGGACGCUGAGUGCGGAGCUGCAGAGGGCCGUCACCGCGCUCGCGAACUUCCAUCAUUCUGGGACGGUGAACGCCCUGCUUGCGUGCAAUAUUCUUGAGGAUAAGGCUUUCACGGCUUCUUUUCUAGCUAAGUCGAGACAGCGUAUUGCAGAGGCCAGCUCGUUGGCACGAGACCUGCUAGAUGAUGCUGGUAUACACUAUACACCUGCGAAUGCAGGGUUCUUCCUGUGGAUCGAUCUGGCGCCCUGGUUGAGGGAGGAAGAUGGUGAAGAUGAGUGGAUAAGGGAAAGGAAGUUGAUAGAGACACUGAUCGGGGAGAAAGUUUUCAUUGCAGGUGGGCAGAUGCACAAUGCCGAAGAGCCAGGACGGUUUCGCUUUGUGUUCACAAGAGAGCAGAAACUGGUCAGAGAGGGAGUGAACAGGUUGAAGAAGGUAUGUGGAAUUGUCGGACGACCCAAGGUCGCGCAUAAGUAG